GACACUUUAGAAAUACAUCACUGGUUUCUGAAAUGUCAGUUUUGCUUACUUGAGUUUCAUUCAGGUUCGUCUUGACUGAAAAUUAGGCUGACCAUAUGUUUUUAAAGAAAAAACAGAUUUGUCACCAUAUGAUCUAAGUAUGAUUUGAUAAUGGGGAACUGAUUAAGUUUCCGAAAUGAUGAAGUAUUCAUAAGGGAAUAUAAAAACUUUUACAUGUGAAGAGAUCGAAAUCCAAACCACAUAUGCGUUUUACCCUUACAAAUGCAUCACUAUGUUUCCCGAAGAUUUUCUUAACGAACAACAAAAUUACAUAACAAAUAUGAUACUAGUAGUAAUUUUAGGGGGUUUACUGGGGAUUGUUUUUCUUCCCAAAUGCUAUAGAAUGGUACGUCAGUAUGACAUUUGUGACGUCACGUUAAAAUCACAACAAAAAGGAAACAGGUAGGAUUUAGGAUUACGUUAGUUAAAGAAUAAAAAAAACAUCAGGAUGAAACUGGUUUGUCUAAUAUCAAUUUGAAAUUGUUCAUUCAAUUGAAGUUGCAAGAGUUGACGUUCAUGACAUUAAAUAGACACACUGGAAUAUACCUAGUACCCUGUAUUGAUCGCUCUUGAAAUAAACAUUGCGAAAAUCCUUAAGAGGCACAAUGGAUCCACAGCUUUUUUGGGAACUUUCUUUCUUAGGGGUACUCUUGGUCAUCACUAGAGUUCUAUAUUUGAUAUUCCAAAUAACAACUGGUAGCACCAGGUCGAGUGACGUUUUUGGAAGAUCAAAAUGCAGGACAAUGAUUUUUAUUGGUUCAGGAGGCCAUACAACGGAAAUGCUAAAAUUAUUACGAGGCGUCGAAUUUUCUAAAUUCACACCUCGUUUUUACAUAAUGGCUAAAACAGAUCAAAGGAGCUAUGACAAAGUUGUGAACUUUGAGAAGACGAAAGAGGAUAAAGACUAUUUCAUAAUUAAAGUUCCAAGAAGUAGAGAAGUGCAUCAAUCUUAUCUUACAUCUAUUAUAACAACUCUUUACUCCAUUUUAUAUUCGGUGCCAAUUGUUAUAAAAACUUGGCCAGACAUUGUAAUCUGCAACGGGCCUGGUAGCUGUGUGCCAAUUUGUUUUAUUUGUUUUGUACUCAAGUGUUUGUUCAUUAAAAACAUUCAAGUAGUUUUUAUUGAAAGCUAUUGUCGUGUGAAGACUUUCUCUUUGACUGGUAAAAUAAUGGCAUAUUUAGCUGAUAAUUUUCUUGUACAUUGGUUAGAACUACGACAUAGAAUGAAGAGAGCUGAGUAUAUUGGAAGACUCAUUCCUACAAUGGAAGAACCUCCUUCGAACUUAUUGUGUGAACAAGAUGGUCAUGUUCCUCAAUUACCACCCCGAUUGAAAAAAGCUGAAGAAUCAGUAUUGGAAGAACCAACCUUUCCAGAUAAUGAUGACAUAGACGAGGAAAUUUCAGCACAAAUGACUCAAUCCUAUAGUGAAAUAUCCUUCAAAACUGAUCCAAGUCCAGGAGACGAAGAUAUUUUCUUACCAGGUUCUUCAGCCGUACCUCUAGCUGAGCAGAUGUUACAAAGACCUGCAACAUUGGCUUACGAUAGGAAUUUUACACCGAAUAAGCCUAUGAACCUCGAAGGUACUUUUCACAGAGAGGGUAACAUGACACAUUACGUUACUGAUAACUUAGAAUAUAAGAUCAAACUAUCUAGUCCUGUUUCAAAGAAAAGCGACACCCCUUCGAAUAGUUCCAAAAGUAGUACUCCUAUGAGUUUGCACCGCAGGAAUAUUUUCCAACAGAUGGGAUUACCAAACUUGUCGUUGUUGCAAGAUUUGGAAUAUGAAGCUCAGAGUAUGGCCACUUCGAUUGAUGCUCUCACAGAAAAUUUGUGUGAAAUUCUACAAUCAAUUUCUUCGUUAACAGCUCAAAAUGUUGAUAUAUAUAAAGAUGCUGUUACAAAGAUGUCUGAAGCCAUGGAUUCGAACAUAAAGAGUAUGUACACCAUGAUGGCCAAAGCUGAGGAAGUCACAAAAACCAUGAAGAAUGUACAAGGAUAUUCACAAAGAAUUAAAGAUAUCAGAAGACUGGUUGAUUUGUUUGAAAGCUACCUUUGAUUAAGGAAAAAACAAUAAUUUGCUUGAUAUGAUCUCUUAUUUAUAGGACUCGGAAGAUUUCUCUGUGUUUAUUCAGAAUUUAGUCAAUUUUUUAAUUCAAAUUGACUUUCAAUAAAACUUAUGAAGGCUUUUUGGUAACAUUCUUCCAAUAUUAUUCGAUAUGAGAAGAAUUAUAUGGAAUUAAUUAAGAAGAAUUGAAAUAAUCUGAAAAAAAGAAUUGAAUUAUUUUAUUUAUUGAAUAUAUAUAAUUGAAUGUAUUAUUUAAAAUAUAUUAUUUUCUGCAGAAGAAGCUCUAGAAAUAUUUAAGAUGUAUAAAAAAAAUAGUAAUAAAGUGUAUUUGCCAAAAAAUUACCAGAAUUUUCUCUAAAGAAAAAUUUAUGUUGGAUGGAGAACAUUCUCAUUUAUAAUAUUCUAUUUAUUUAUAGUGGCUACUAACUUGUGAUUUUUAGUUGCAAAAAUUCAAUAAAAAACAUUGUUCCA
This is a messenger RNA of Harmonia axyridis, 2576 nucleotides long. RefSeq lists its product as uncharacterized. Lineage: Eukaryota; Metazoa; Arthropoda; Insecta; Coleoptera; Coccinellidae. Bases 645 to 2096 code for a protein of 483 amino acids. Gene Ontology annotation, cellular component: BORC complex; UDP-N-acetylglucosamine transferase complex. The transcript is spliced from 2 exons. The record is from RefSeq and is a predicted model, not a curated record. Gene Ontology annotation, biological process: dolichol-linked oligosaccharide biosynthetic process; lysosome localization.